This is a messenger RNA of Lathyrus sativus (Indian pea), 2439 nucleotides long. NCBI's taxonomy places the organism in Eukaryota, Viridiplantae, Streptophyta, Magnoliopsida, Fabales, Fabaceae. The record is from the annotation of a GenBank genome assembly.
AUGAUCUCACUAACUCUCAUUUUCAUCUUCGCCGUUUGUUUCACCAUAACCACCGUCAACACCCUCGGUACCGCCUCCACAACCGCCAUCACCUCCAACACCUCCACCAUCUGCGGCAUAGUCGCCGGGAAGCCUCACCAAUACAUCCAAUGCUACCAAAACGGGAAACUCAUUCCAAUAUUCCUCCCCAACGUUUCGUUCAAGUCUAUCUCCGGUGGACGGAGCCUCCUCUGCGGCCUCCGUUCAAAUGGCCUCAGCCUCCAUUGUUGGGACACAACGACACCAACGUCUUUUCUCAGACCCAAAAGAUUGUAUCACAGUGAAAAGGUUCAGUUGAGUGAUGUAGCUGUUGGUGUUGAUCAUGUUUGUGCUAGAGAGUUGCACUCUGGUGUGGUGAAGUGUUGGAGAGGCUAUGGUGGAGUUGAGUUUCCUUCUCCGGAUGAAAGUUUUCGGUUUCGAAGCGUUACUUGUGGUUAUGGUUUUUGUUGUGGAAUAUUGAAGAUGAGUAAUAGAGUUUUUUGUUGGGGUGUAAAUGGAAAAAACGGUGUUGAGAAUUUCAUUCAGAAACAGUUUGAGAAUCUAACAAUGUCAACAUUGGUUUCUGGUGUUUCUCAUGUCUGUGGUUUAACAACUCUUGACGGAGUUUUGGUUUGUAAAGGGAAGAAGAAGAAAAACAAGAACAAUGAUUCUGGUAAGCUAAAUGUUCCUUUGAAUUCUGGUUAUGUUUUUUCAGGUCUUGCUUUAGGUGAAAACUUCACUUGUGCUAUUAGAAUCAAAAAUGGGUUUGUUCAAUGUUGGGGCGAAGAUUUCGAUAGCGAUAAUGAUGUGAUGAAAGGUGUUUCUUUUGAAACAAUUGUUGCUGGUUUGGAUUAUGUUUGUGGUUUAACAACUAGGAAUUUGUCUCUAAUUUGUUGGGGUAACCCUAAUUGGUAUUCUAAGCCUCAUUUGAUUAGUGAUGUUUAUGUUCCAUUGGGAAUGAUUCUUCCUAGUCCAUGUGUUGUAAGUGAUUCUUGUAACUCUUGUGGUGUGUAUCCAAAUUCUGAUUUUUUAUGUCAUGGAUUCGGAACUAUUUGUUAUCAAUGUCAAACCGAGUUUCCGUUCGCCGUGCAACUGCCACCACCGAUGAUAUUGCCUAAGAAUCAAACUUCUGUUGAUGAUGAAGAAAAAGGCUUAAAGGGUUGGAAAUUGAUGACAUUUCUGAUUAUUGGAUCAGUUGGUGCUUUUGCAGGAUUAUGUACUAUUCUUUAUUUUCUUAUGAUUGGUGCAAGAAAAUUGGUGAAGGUGAAAAUCGAUAAUUCGGUUCAACCUACAAGUAGUGAAUCUGAUGAUGCUUAUGUUGAUAUAGCUCCAAGCCAUAACAAUGGAACAACAACAACAACAGCAUUAAGAUCUUUUUCGAGCAAACAACAUAGCUCGAGUAGGUUAAGAAGUGGUUCAUCUUCGAAGCAACUAGACAGAACCGAGAGUUUUGCGUUUUGGGAAUUAGUUUCAGCUAGUGACAAUUUCUCAGUUGAAAACAAAAUUGGUGCUGGUAGUUUUGGAUGUGUUUACAAAGGAAGGUUACUAGACGGCCGCGAAGUCGCCAUUAAACGAGGCGAUACAGCAUCCGCCAAGAAGAAGAAAUUCCAAGAGAAAGAAACAUCUUUUGAUUCUGAGAUAACAUUGUUAUCUAGGCUUCACCACAAGCAUUUGGUGAGACUAAUUGGUUUCUGCGAAGAGAAUGACGAAAGGCUUUUGGUUUACGAGUACAUGAGCAACGGAUCACUUCAUGAUCACUUGCAUGAUAAGAACAAUGUCGAGAAAAACAGCAGCAUUAUGAAUUCAUGGAAAAUGAGAAUCAAAGUCGCAUUAGACGCUGCAAGAGGGAUCGAGUACAUUCAUAACUACGCGGUUCCGCCGAUUAUUCAUAGAGACAUUAAAUCCUCAAACAUACUUCUCGAUUCAAAAUGGAACGCUAGAGUUUCCGAUUUUGGAUUAUCGUUAAUCUUGCAAGAAACUGAACUAGAACUGAUGUCGAAUACGAAAGCGGUUGGAACCGUUGGUUACAUAGAUCCUGAGUACUAUGUAUCGAAUGUUUUAACAACAAAAAGUGAUGUUUAUGGUUUAGGUGUUGUGAUGUUGGAGCUUUUGACAGGUAAAAGAGCUGUGUUUAAAACCGAUGACGGUUCGAGUCCUAUCGGCGUGGUGGAGUAUGCAGUAGCAAAGAUAGGUUCAGGAGAGGUGUGGAAUUUGUUGGAUGAUAGAGUUGGAAUACCUGAAGUGAAUGAAGUUGAAUCUGUUGAGAUUAUGGCUUAUACUGCUAUGCAUUGUGUGAAUCUGGUGGGUAAAGAAAGGCCUAAUAUGGUUGAUAUUGUUGCUAAUUUGGAAAGAGCUUUAUCUUUUCUUGAGGGUAGUCCUGGUAGUUUUUCUAUGUCUUCAUUUUCUGCUACUCUUACAUGA